Molecule: messenger RNA, 1101 nt
Organism: Micromonas pusilla CCMP1545
Lineage: Eukaryota; Viridiplantae; Chlorophyta; Mamiellophyceae; Mamiellales; Mamiellaceae
Exons: 2
Coding region: 1-1101 (366 amino acids)
Biological process (GO): Golgi to plasma membrane transport; exocytosis
Cellular component (GO): exocyst; cytoplasm
Source: RefSeq, a predicted model, not a curated record
AUGGCGCCGCCGCCGCCGCGGCCGGCGUCGGAGGACGAGUUCAAGGCGCGCCUCUCCCCCGCCACCGCCCGCGCGGACGGACGGAUCCCCGCGGACGACUUCUCCGUGAGCGAGUACGUCGCGUCGCUCGUGCGCCCGCUCCUCCCGACGACGGAGACGCCGCUCGAGCGCGUCACCGUGGACGACGUCUACCCCGUCGCGGGCGCGAUGCUCGACCGACUCGAGCUCGCGCGCGAGAAGCUCGUCAACCUCGAGCGCGUGCACGCGAUGCGCGCGGCGUCGCUGAGCGCCAGGGCGCGAAAGGAAGAGAAAGCGCUCGAGCGCGCCGCGGACGGGCUCAAGAGCGGCGUCGGCGCGCUGUCCACCGCGCUCGACGCGAUCGAGACGCGCGUGUCGCACGUCGCGUCGAGGACGGGGCGCGUCGGCGAGCGCCUUCGCGUCGCGGACGCGCAGCGAUUGGCGACGACGGACGCGGUGUCGCUCGCGACGCACCUCGCGGCGUUCAACGCGUGCGAGUCGUUCGAAGAUCUGCGCCUUCACGUCGACCCGCUGUUUUACGACCAAACGCGCUCGCCCGAGGCGGCGCGGCUCGCGCAGCGGCUGCUGCGCGUGGCGACGGAGGCGGCGGAGAGCGAACGCGCGCGUCGGAAAAAAACCGCGCUCGCGGAAGCCGCGCGCGUGCAUCGCCGGCGGCCCCCGGGGACGGGGCCCAGGCCCGGCGGCGCGGGCGCGUCGUCGUCGUCGAUCGUGGACGAGGUGGACGCGAAAUCGCGCCGACGCGAGCGCGGCGAGGACGCGGGCGGUGGACCGAAACCGCUCGCGCUCGCGCGCGCCAUCGACAACCUGGAGCGGUACUGCGACCAGCUGGAGAACGACGUCUUGCUCGCGUUCGCCGAGGCGGAGGACGAGGGCGAUCUGCGCGCGAUGAAGCGCGCGGCGAAGACGCUCUCGCGGUUCAACCAGGGCUCGUCGCUCAUCUCGCGGUUCAUCGCGACGCGGCCGAUGUUCAUGUCCGUGGACGCGGUGAACGAGAUCGAGGCGCGUUCUCCUUCACACUGGUUCCCAUACGACCGCGUCGGCGUGGUGAACGCCGAUCCUUAA